AUGAGUAGUGCAGCCUUCCAGCCUUCGCUCAUGAUGAUGCCGCGCCCUUUGGGAAGCAGCACCGCCGCCACCGCCGCCUUCAGCAUCGACUCGCUCAUCGGCAGCCCGCCCCAGCCCAGCCCGGGGCCCUUCCUCUACACCGGCUACCCCAUGUUCAUGCCCUACCGGCCGGUGGUCCUGCCUCCCCCGCCGCCCCCGCCGCCGCCUCCGCCUCCGCCGCCUCCCUCCCACGGGCACCACCCGCACCACCCGGCCGCCCUGCCCAGCCUCCCCGCCGGCUUCUGCUCCAGCCUGGCCCAGGGCAUGGCCCUCACCUCCACCCUCAUGGCCACCCUCCCGGGGGCCUUCUCCGCCGGAGCCCCCCAGCACCAGGAGGCCGGCGCCCUGGCCAGGAAGUUCGCCCCCACGCCCCAGGGACUCCUCCAAGCCGGGGACCAGGCCGAGGACCCCAAGGCCUUCCUGGCCAAGGACGCCGGCGCAGCCCUCCUGGCCUUCUCUGCCGCAGAAGCCCUCCAAGCCUCGCUCGUCGGCAGCCCCGGCAUCAAACGGUGUUUAAACAAAAAAAGCAUCACAGACGUAGCGGGUUUGGUGUGGGAUCCCUCCCGGAUGGUCCUGCAGAUCCUAGAAACAUAG
This is a messenger RNA of Sceloporus undulatus (fence lizard), 633 nucleotides long. It is a transcript of the gene GBX2, whose product is annotated as gastrulation brain homeobox 2. NCBI's taxonomy places the organism in Eukaryota, Metazoa, Chordata, Lepidosauria, Squamata, Phrynosomatidae. Gene Ontology annotation, molecular function: RNA polymerase II transcription regulatory region sequence-specific DNA binding; DNA-binding transcription factor activity, RNA polymerase II-specific. The record is from RefSeq and is a predicted model, not a curated record. Gene Ontology annotation, cellular component: nucleus. Gene Ontology annotation, biological process: regulation of transcription by RNA polymerase II; regulation of nervous system development. The transcript is spliced from 2 exons. Bases 1 to 633 code for a protein of 210 amino acids.